AUGGCUCCUUUCACGGUUAUCAUUAUCGGCGGCAGCGUAGCCGGGUUGACGCUCGCCAAUAUUCUCGAGAGAUAUGGCAUUGAAUACAUCCUCUUAGAGAAAUACAACGCCAUUGCCCCCCAGCUCGGGGCCAGUAUUGGAAUCCUACCCUAUGGCUCCCAGGUGCUGGACCAGCUCGGAAUUGAGGAGAAGGUCUCGUCCAUGUCCGAACACGUUGAGACGAUGCAGAUAUUUGGGCCAGAUGGAGAGUGUCUCAAUACUGAGCACGGAUUCGGUCAGCUGCUGGCAGAGCUGACAGGAUACAAGUUCAGUUUUCUGGAUCGUCGUGAACUUAUCCAAGCACUGUACGACAAUCUCCGAGAUAAGUCCAAGGUUCAUGUCUCGAAGGAGCUUUUCAAGAUUGAUCGACUAGAUGGUGAAGUGCGAAUCACCACCAAAGAUGGUACAAUCUUCACGGGAGACAUCAUUGUCGGCGCAGACGGUGUUCAUAGCCAGACCAGAGCGGAGAUGUGGAGAAUUGCCGAGUCAGAAGAUCCUUCUUAUGGAAGCAAACAAAUGGCUGAUUCAAUCACCUGUACAUAUAGGUGUAUGUUCGGCAUCACUGAUUGUCCAGAAGACAUUCCCAAAGAGACCGGGUUCAAAUCGUACCACAAAAAUCGUUCUUACUUAUGCCAGUCGGGCCGCGAAGGCAAAUUCUACUUUUUUGCCUUCAUAAAGAACCGACAAAAAACUGUCGGCCGGUCCGUUCCUCGAUAUACAGCCGAGGAUGAACGGGCCGUGCUAGAUGAAUAUGGAGAGGAUAUUAUCCGACCAGGCAUCACGUUUGGUGAUAUAUACAAACGUCGGCGACAUGCGGUUCUCGUUCCGCUGCAGGAAUAUGUCUUGGACAGGUGCUUCUACAAAAGAGCAAUUCUUAUUGGUGAUUCCUUUCACAAAUUCAAUCCUCUCACCGGACAAGGUGGAAACUCCGCCAUCGAGGAUGCAGCGUUGCUCGGGGAUCUACUGAAGGAAGCGUUCCACAAAGACCCUCGUCCCAUGAGCACCACCAUCCAAGCACGAUUCGCCGACUUUCAGAAAAAACGGCGACCCAGAACGGUAUUACUGCGAGAUGGGGCCAGUUCGUUACAAGCGCUUGAAGCCCUCGAAAGUCCCUUGUUGCAGUUCAUAGCUCUCAGAGUGAAAAUGUCGAUCGAUAAGCUGGCUUCAAGAUUCGCGGAAAUAUGCUCACCUGGUCACAUUCUGAGAUAUCUGCCAGAGCCAUCGCGUAAAGGUGUUGUUGCCCGCGACGACGACAUUGUCGCAAGGCCCAGGAAUCGGUCACUACCUGCAACGGUCGGUUGGGUUACUAUUAUGGCUUCCAUUGUCGGCUUGAGUCUGUUUGCAGCCAAACAUAAACGCCUUGAGGAUGAAACGGGAGUCCUUGGCGAUAUGCUUCAGCUUUAUGCUUUCAUGCUAACGGUCGCUGUGAAUGCGUUGUGGACAGUAGAGUCCUACCGGCCUGGCUUCUUCUUAGGACCAUUGCACAGCUCUAUACCCUAUAUACUCGCCUGCAUUGUCGUAGGAUGGGAACUUAUCCUGCCAAUCUACUUCAUCAUAUUCAUUUGCGCAAGUCGACCUCGAUCGUUCUACUACCCUAACCCUCGAGCCAUCGACAUCAGGGCGGCCGAAUACCUUCCCACAGGCCUCUUGAUCACUUACAUUCCGCCGAUCUUCUGGGCUCUGAUAACGUCUGGUGGAUCUCUGACGGCAGCUCGCUGGUUGUUCCCCGCAGCCCAUCUCGCCCUGCCAAUGGCAGUAUAUCUAGGACUGAAGCUGUCGAAGAAAGAUCCGCCCGAAUCCAAUGUCUCGGAGUUCUUAUACGGCAAUAGAGACAUACCUUACCUGCUCAAAACCUAUAAUGCAAUCAUCUUAGCCACCACAUCGCUUUAUGUUCUUAUCUUGGGUCAAGUGGCUCUCCAGUUUCCAGACAUGGGCACUGUUGUAAUGGCCGUCUUCUCAACCAAAGGCGCACAAUUGAUGGUGCUUUCCCUUGUCGUCAUGUUUCUCAACUUUUCAUCCAUCCCGGACUACUCCCCGAAUGGAUUUAUCCGCUCGAUCUCACCCGUCGACCCAGCUAAAUUACCAGUAGACCUUCAACCUGGUGAUAAAUUGAACGUCUGUGCAGGCUAUGGAAAGAUGACCUUCUCGCCCAUCGUCUCAGCGAAUACGCAAUCUAUGUUUAGCUGGAUAGGUUCUAUCCCAGGAAUCUUCACCGGGGAGCAUAUGUUUCGCUUCGAGGAAAUUCCUGCUUCAGGACAGGAACAGAGCCGCACAAGGUUCGUGCACGAGGAGACGUUCACGGGUCUUCUUUCCUUCCUCAUGGGGGAGAGCUUCGUCGCCAGGUAUGUUGGUCUGAUGGAGGAUUCCAGGAAGGGGUAUGAUGGGUUCAACCAUGAUCUCAAGAGUUGGGUCGAAAAAGAGAGCAUGGGAAAUUGA
Molecule: messenger RNA, 2475 nt
Organism: Aspergillus thermomutatus
Lineage: Eukaryota; Fungi; Ascomycota; Eurotiomycetes; Eurotiales; Aspergillaceae
Exons: 6
Coding region: 1-2475 (824 amino acids)
Molecular function (GO): FAD binding
Source: RefSeq, a predicted model, not a curated record